ACAAGUCGGCGAAACUCAUAGCGACAAAUCACCCCUUAUAUGUAUAUAGCUUAACUAUACUAUAUAAAUCGCAGCUAUAAAAGACAAACAUGUUUACACUGCGCCGCUUCAGUCAGCGUUUGUAUCCAAAGCAAAUUCAACACCUGAAAAUGUCACAUGUCGGUGAACUUGGAAGUGGAGCAGGCAAGGGCGGCGGUGGCGGUGGAUCCAUCCGAGAGGCAGGAGGUUCCUUUGGAAAGAUGGAGGCUGCUCGCGAGGAGGAGUUCUUCUACAAGCAGCAAAAGGAGCAGCUGAAGAAUCUGAAGACCAAGACAGACACCAAGGCGCCUGAGGCACCCAAGAAGUGAAAUGUUUUAAAAUGUAGAUUCUGCUUCGUAGCACUUGAUUCUACAGUCUGAUUUGUAUUUAUUAAAAAUUGUUUUUUGAAAUAAACUAUAUGCAUUAAGUUCGUUAAAAA
This is a messenger RNA of Drosophila kikkawai, 457 nucleotides long. Its product is annotated as ATPase inhibitor A, mitochondrial. Gene Ontology annotation, cellular component: mitochondrion. The record is from RefSeq and is a predicted model, not a curated record. Gene Ontology annotation, molecular function: ATPase inhibitor activity. Gene Ontology annotation, biological process: negative regulation of ATP-dependent activity. Lineage: Eukaryota; Metazoa; Arthropoda; Insecta; Diptera; Drosophilidae.